Messenger RNA from Dissoconium aciculare CBS 342.82, 3080 nucleotides. Its product is annotated as Coatomer, beta' subunit. The transcript has 4 exons. Gene Ontology annotation, cellular component: COPI vesicle coat. Gene Ontology annotation, molecular function: protein binding; structural molecule activity. NCBI's taxonomy places the organism in Eukaryota, Fungi, Ascomycota, Dothideomycetes, Mycosphaerellales, Dissoconiaceae. The record is from RefSeq and is a predicted model, not a curated record. The coding region runs from base 237 to 2828 and encodes 863 amino acids. Gene Ontology annotation, biological process: retrograde vesicle-mediated transport, Golgi to endoplasmic reticulum; intracellular protein transport; intra-Golgi vesicle-mediated transport.
GUUUGCGAUUUCAAGAUCUCGGACUCUCCGCCAAUGAAGCCUGUGUCAACGAAUGCGGAUGAGAAACUUUUAACGGAUCUCUUACAGGAAGUCGGUCCCGCAUGAAGCGCUAGAGCGGAGUCAUUGUGCAUCGUCAGAGCAAUCGCGCCUUACACCUCUCCACCUGCCGCCUCGGCUGGCAUUGAGAAUACACCCGAAAGAAACAAUCUCGACGGAAACCAGCGAACGCCUUCAAGAUGAAGCUCGACGUGAAGAGACAAUUGUUCGCCAGGAGCGAAAGAGUCAAAGGCAUUGACUUUCAUCCUACAGAGCCAUGGAUCCUCACCACACUAUACAGCGGGCAUGUUUACAUUUGGUCAUAUGAAACGCAAUCCAUCAUCAAAACGUUCGAGCUUACUGAUGUCCCUGUACGCGCUGGUCGCUUCAUCGCUCGCAAGAACUGGAUCGUUUGUGGCAGCGAUGACUACCAGCUACGAGUUUACAACUACAACACUUCAGAGAAGAUCACAUCCUUCGAAGCACAUCCCGAUUACAUCCGCGCCAUCGUCGUACAUCCCACCCAGCCUUUCGUUCUGACCGCGAGUGAUGACAUGACCAUCAAGCUCUGGGAUUGGGAUAAGAGCUGGAAGAACGUUCAGACGUUCGAAGGGCACAGUCAUUAUGUGAUGGGUCUUGCAAUAAACCCGAAGGAUACCAAUACUUUUGCGUCGGCAUGUUUGGACCGGACAGUCAAAAUCUGGAGCCUAGGAUCGUCUUCGCCAAACUUCACCCUGGAAGCGCACGAGACCAAAGGUGUCAAUCAUGUCGAUUACUACCCUCAGUCGGACAAGCCGUACCUGUUGACGACUUCGGAUGACCGGACCGUCAAAAUCUGGGACUACACCACGAAGGCGCUGAUUGCGACAUUGGAAGGCCACACGUCGAACGUUUCCUUUGCGUGCUACCACCCCGAACUGCCCGUGAUCAUCUCGGGUUCUGAGGAUGGCACGGUCAAGAUAUGGCACGCCAACACGUACAGGCUAGAGCAGUCCCUGUCGUACGGGCUGGAGCGAGCGUGGUGUGUCUCAUACCAGCGCGGCAAGCAGGGGAUUGCCAUGGGAUUCGACGACGGUGCGGUCGUGGUAAAGAUGGGUCGUGAAGAGCCAGCGGUAUCGAUGGACGGUUCAGGGAAGAUUAUUUGGGCGCGCCACGCCGAGAUUCUCACGUCGGUCUUGAAGGGCGGAGACAAGAACCUGAAAGACGGCGAGGUCAUCACACUGCCUUCAAAGGAUCUCGGGAGCACCGAAAUCUACCCCCAGACACUUAUCCAUUCGCCAAACGGCCGUUUCGUCGCAGUUUGCGGCGACGGCGAAUACAUCAUCUACACCGCGCUCGCUCUACGAAAUCAAGCAUUCGGAUCGGCACUGGAUUUCGCUUGGGCAUCAAAAGAGAACGACAAAGACUACGCCAUCCGAGAGUCGCAGUAUUCUGUCAAGAUCUACCGCAAUUUCAAGCCCAAGGCUGGCGACGGCACCGUCAACGUCGGUUACACCGCCGAUGGACUCAGCGGUGGCGUCCUCCUUGGUGUGAAAGGUGCGGGAGGCAUUGGCUUCUUCGAUUGGGAGAGCGGCAAGCUCGUCCGGAGGAUUGAGGUCGAGCCGAAGAACGUGUACUGGUCGGAAUCUGGAGAACUUGUCUGCCUGGCCUGCGAGGAUACCUAUUACGUGCUUCGAUAUUCAAGAGAACAAUAUGUCGCCGCGCUGCAAUCAGGUGCAGCCGACGAGGACGGCGUCGAGGAAGCCUUCGAGGUGGUCUGCGACAUCAAUGAAAGUGUCCGCACUGGUCAAUGGGUCGGCGAUUGCUUCGUCUACACCAACAGCACCAACCGACUAAAUUACUUGGUUGGCGAUCAGACGUACACGGUCUCGCACUUCGACCAACCAUACUACGUCCUGGGCUAUCUCCCGCGAGAUGGUCGGGUCUACGUCUGCGACAAGGAUGUCAGUGUCACGUCAUUUGCGCUGUCGGUCAGCGUCAUCGAAUAUCAGACGCUCGUCCUCCGCGGAGACCUCGAAUCAGCGACCGAGAUGCUCAACCAGGGCGACAUCCCCGAGGAGCAGAAGAACAAGAUCGCGCGGUUCCUCGAAGGCCAAGGCUACAAGGAGCAGGCCCUGGAGGUCGCGACGGACAGCGAGCAUCGUUUCGAACUCGCGCUCGGCCUGAACCAGCUCAGCAUCGCGCUCGAGCUCGCCCGCGAAGCAGACGUGGAGCAUAAAUGGAAGACCGUGGGCGACGCCGCUCUGUCUGCCUGGGACAUCGCGCUCGCCGAGGAGUGCUUCCGUCACGCCAAGGACCUCGGAAGCCUGCUGCUCCUGUACACCUCUUCCGCCGACGAAGAAGGCCUCCGCUCCCUGGCCGCCAAGGCGCAGGACGCCGGCCAGCACAACGUCGCGUUCACGAGUUUGUGGCAGGUCGGGGAUGUGGACGCGUGUCUCGAUGUCCUGCUCAAGACCAACCGCACCGCCGAGGCCGUCCUGUUCGCGCAGACGUACAAGCCCUCGCGUUGCAAGGAGAUCGUCGGCGAAUGGAAGACGGGCCUGGAGAAGGGCGGCAAGGCCAAAGUAGCUCGCCUCAUCGGCGUGCCCGGCGAUGACGAGGAGAUGUUCCCCGAGUGGGAGGAGUAUCUCCGGCUCGAGAGUGAGGGCGGAUCACACGCGGACCUGAUCGACGUCCACACUGCGACCGAGGGGGACGAGGCGGCCGAGGCGGCGGAUGAAGACGCCCAGGCCGACUCGGCGGACGCCGAAGAAGCCGGUGAGGAGGACGAUGACGACGAGGCGACGGCAUGAACGUUUCGAUCGGACGCCAAGGUGGAAAAUGGUUUAGAUUUGGGGGAGAAAAAGGGACCUCUGAUGCACGACCUGCAUGCCAGCCUUGAUGUAGCCACGAUUUUAGAAGACAAUAUGACCCGUUGUGUGCACACGAACACAAAGCAUGAGAGAUGUAUGCGGCGCGGCCGAUGGUAUUGAUUUUGCUCGAGGGGCCUUCGCUUGCAUGCCUGUUUGCUCCAGGGCGCUCCCUGCUGGACGCCACACCAUUCG